Messenger RNA from Aspergillus clavatus NRRL 1, 849 nucleotides. RefSeq names its product protein-S-isoprenylcysteine carboxyl O-methyltransferase. The record is from RefSeq and is a predicted model, not a curated record. Gene Ontology annotation, molecular function: protein C-terminal S-isoprenylcysteine carboxyl O-methyltransferase activity. Gene Ontology annotation, cellular component: membrane; endoplasmic reticulum. Gene Ontology annotation, biological process: C-terminal protein methylation. NCBI's taxonomy places the organism in Eukaryota, Fungi, Ascomycota, Eurotiomycetes, Eurotiales, Aspergillaceae. The transcript is spliced from 2 exons. Bases 1 to 849 code for a protein of 282 amino acids.
AUGUCCAAAGACGCCAGCACUUCCUCCGGCCACCAACCGAACCCCAACAGCAUCACCAGCAGCCCGGGCUGGCGACCCGCGCGGCCCGCACCACCACGCUCGCGCUCUCCUCCCCCCCUCGACUCCUCCAACUACCCCACAGGCGAGAAGUCUCUCUCCGGCAUCUCCCUGCGCGCGUUCCUCAUCGGCGCGGGGCUAGGCAUCUCGCUCCCGAUCACGCUCUACCUCCUCCUGGUCGCGCCAAACCCGCUCUGGCGCGUGCCCUUCUUCACCGCCGCGCUCUGCCUCUUCCACUUCCUCGAGUACUACGUCACAGCCGAGUACAACACGCGCUACGCCUCCAUCUCCGCCUUCCUCCUCUCCUCGAACGGCUGGGCGUACAAUCUCGCGCACAGCUCCGCGCUCGCGGAGUGUCUGCUGUCGCACACCUUCGGCCCGGAGGGCAGCUACCUCGCGGCCACCGCGUCCGUGCGCGGCGUCAAGUGGCAGGUCGUCGUGGGCAUUCUGCUGAUGGUCUUCGGGCAGACGGUCCGCACGCUGGCGAUGAAGCAGGCGGGCACGAACUUCAACCACACGGUGCAGGUGGAGCGCCAGGCGGGGCAUAAGCUCGUGCAGGACGGGGUGUAUGCGGUGCUGCGCCAUCCGAGCUACUUUGGGUUUUUCUGGUGGGGGAUGGGCACGCAGUUGGUUCUGGGGAAUGUGGUCUGUUUUGUGGGGUAUGCGGCUGUGCUGUGGAGUUUCUUCUACAAUAGGAUUAAGCGGGAGGAGAAAUUCUUGAUUUGUUUCUUCGGAGACGAGUACGUCGAGUAUAGAAAGAGGACUUGGAUUGGCAUCCCGGGAAUCUGCUGA